Anopheles gambiae (African malaria mosquito) is the source of this 7210-nucleotide messenger RNA. RefSeq names its product phosphatidylinositol 4-phosphate 3-kinase C2 domain-containing subunit beta (gene Pi3K68D). The record is from RefSeq and is a predicted model, not a curated record. Gene Ontology annotation, cellular component: phosphatidylinositol 3-kinase complex; cytoplasm; plasma membrane. Gene Ontology annotation, molecular function: phosphatidylinositol binding; 1-phosphatidylinositol-4-phosphate 3-kinase activity; 1-phosphatidylinositol-3-kinase activity. Gene Ontology annotation, biological process: cell migration; phosphatidylinositol-3-phosphate biosynthetic process; phosphatidylinositol-mediated signaling. The transcript is spliced from 10 exons. NCBI's taxonomy places the organism in Eukaryota, Metazoa, Arthropoda, Insecta, Diptera, Culicidae. The coding region runs from base 309 to 6359 and encodes 2016 amino acids.
AACGGUAUGACCCCCAGUAGGGUUGUGACACAGUUCGAGUACAGUCGCGAAAUUUGUUCGUAUGUUUUUUUUUUUGUGUAAAUAGAAAAGUGCUCCUGGUGGUUGGUGUUGAUAAAACGGUUUGAAAAUGCUGCAAAUUACCCCCGAAACGAAGUCCCGGAAGCUUUAGCGGAACAGGCAGAACCAAAGGGCAGUGCAGAAAGAUCACACUACCAGAAGCAUUACAAACAUAAACAAACGCACACAGACAUCACACAUCACAUCUACAUUAACACAACACACACACACGCACACACCCAAUCACAACCAUGGCAACGAAUCCGAAUGACCUGGAGUUUGAAAAGAAGUACCUGGCGGACAUCGAGCGGGCCAUGGCGCUGAGCCUGGAAACGCUCGAGCUGGAAAAGAUACGGGCGAGGCAGCGCCAGAUGACGCCGGAGCUGGCGAACGAUCCGAAAGCCGUCUCGCAAACGCUCGAAGAGUACCGGGCCUAUCUGCAGCGGCGGGUCGCGUGCGGCACGGGCAAGGUGGCGGCGGCACCGGCGUCAGGUGCAGGCACAUCCGGCAGCACGCUGGAACCACCGCCCGGUCCGGGUGGUCCGGCAGUUCGGCGGCACAGUGACUCGCGCAACCCGGGCAUACAGGGGCCGCCGGCGCGCGGAAAGGACGAAGCGGACCUGAUAUCGUUCAGUGCCGUCCCGAAACCGCCCGACCCGAAGGAGGAGGCGCGCAACAAUCUGAAGGAAUUGGUGGAACAGAUGCAUCGUCUCAACACACAGGCACCACCACCACAACCGCCCGUUGGACAGUACGAGCAGGGCUUUAAGACGCAGCGCAGCCUUAGCAUGUCGGCCGCAAGCUACGGCUUCCAUCAGGCGGCCUAUCAACCGGUCGGCGUACCCGGGCAAGCCCACCUGCAGGGCCCGUACAAUGCGGCCGCAAUGCAGCUGGUACCGUACAGCAGCCAGGCGGCGAAACCGAAACCACUCACACCGGACGAGCUGCACCGGCUGUACAACAGCCCGCCGAUGUACGCGGUGGCAACGGCCGGAGGCCCAGCGGCGAUGGUAGUGCCACCGGCCUAUCCCGGCACCGUCGCGUACGGUGGCGUGCCGGCGUACGGCACGGUGCCAACGAUGGCCAACUAUGGACCGGCUCACCAAGCACCACUACCUCAACAAUCGGCCGGUGCUGCGCCCUUUGGGGUGGGUGGCACACCGGGCACUCCGCUCUAUCCAGCACUGCAACAAACCACCGGAAUGAAUGGAACCACCGGCAGUACCACCUCCACCUCCUCCUCCACGGUUGCCAAUCCGGAAACGGCCCUCGUGCACGUGCCAAAGCUGGGUGCUGCCGGGCGCUCCUACUCCCAACCGCAAGCCGUCCUGGCGAGCGCACUGAGACGCCAAGCGUCCCCGGCCAGGGGCGAGCAGCCGGCCGUCGUUAUGCGCCCGAAAAGUGAUCCAGCCAAUGGGGGUGCAGGCCCUUCGCAGCAGCAGCGGCUCGGGGCCAAGGGAACGGAUCUGAUCGAUCUCGGCUUCGAGGACAAUCCGCGCGUGUCGGUGCUGGAAGCGUUCGAUCCGCUGCUGUGCGGUAAUCGGUCGUCCAGCGGCAGCAGUGGCGAUGACGAUAAAGAUGACACGGCCUCAACCUACUACGAAGAUUACGAUCCGUUCGACUACAUCUACUCCGGCGGCACACAGUACUCCGAUCCCGUGUACGACGCCGUCGUCAAUCGCUCCCUGUCGGACAAAACGGGCACACCACUGUCACCGCCUGCGUCGCUGUACGGUGCGGUCGGUGUGCUGCCGCCACCGCCCGGUACACCCGGCGGCAGCUGUACGUACGGGUGGGUAAACGCACCGGUCGAAGCGUCCUCCAGCUCCUCCACCCAGUCACCGGUGGGCGGUGGAGAUGGGGAGCCACCGCCACUGCCACCGCGCAACUCGACCGCCGCCGCCGCCGGGUACAGCCACACGAUGCUGCGCGGCAUUCCGGCGGGCCAGGCGGACGAGCAGUCGAACUACGAGAUCAUGCAGCGGAAGCUCGCCCCGGCCAGCGGCGUGGAGCGGCGGGCUACACCGUACAAGCUGUACGAGAACGUGGUGAUUGCCAAGAGCUACGACAAGGAAUUGAUCGCUUUCUACAGCAUGGUGAAGCAGUUGAGAGCCCAAUAUCGGCACGACGAUGAAGCCACCAACGUGGGACAUAUUGUCGCAGCGGAGAUCGAGAAUCGGUACGUGGAGGGCACGAGCAUCAAGCUGUUGGUGCAUCCGGCCCUCGACUGCUUUGCCGGUGGGGAACAAACCAAGGGACAGAUCGAUGGCUACGGUCCACCGAUACCAUUUACCUGUGAUAUAACGACUACGGUUGAGCACGUGAUUGCCCAGGUGUACUGUGCGCUUGAGGGCCAGAUACGUAACACGGUGAGCGAUUACGCGCUGAAAGCGAUCGGCAUACAGGAAAUCCUGUGCGUGCGCUCGCGCCUCAACCAGCUCCAGUGCGUGCACGACAGCAUCAAGCUCGAGCACGACGUGCAGCUGGGCUUUGUGGCGAAAACGGCGCGCACGAUGCGGGUGAUCGCCCGUACCGCCCAGGACGAUGGGCGCGACGCGGACAUGCGGCUGGAGCAUCUGCUGCCGAAGGAAACGUCGCACGCGAUCGGGUACGACGAUCUGAUGAUACUGCUCGAGACGCUCGAGGCGGAAAUCGACAAGCUGCAGUCGUCGGCGGACGAUGGCCCAUCGGGCCGCACCAUACUGACCUGCUCCGGGGUGAUACAGGCGGUGAAGGCGAUCUGCAAUCUGCUCGGCCCGCUCGAUACGCUCGAGAUUGCAAAGUCGAUCGAGGAUUUGAGGGCUUGCUGCGAUCAGGGCCAGACGGUGUACAGCUACCGGGACAGUGUGGCGAGCGACGAAGCGUACAGCAACGGCAGUUUGGCGAUCGUGUCGGAGAGCGGGGACUAUGCGGAGGUGAAGCUGCGGCCGCGCACGGUCGCCGAGCAGAUCCGCUACCGGUGCAACGAGGUGCGGCACGCCAUUCAGAGCUUGCUGGAGAUUUACGCGCAAGCUUUCCGGGUGAACUUUAGCGUGAACGUGCCGGAGUACAAUGCGAACCCGAUCUCGAUCUGUAACAUCUCGCAGGCGGUGAUGGUGAACGUGUCGUGUCUGCACCGGCCCCCGCUGCACUGGCGGCACGACGAGUACAAUCUGGGCGUGCAGAUCUAUCACGGCGCGCGGUACAUUAGUGAGCCGUACGUGGUGCAGUGCUCGAACGAGCUGUCGGGGAUUUAUCCGCGGCUCACGUUCAACUCGUGGAUCAUGUUCCGCAAUCCGGUGUGUACGUUGCCGCGCGAAGCUCGGCUCGUGGUGGUACUGUACGGGUGUGUGCGGGAACCGGUCGACGGUGGUGGUACGAGCGAUGGAGGUGGAGCUUCAGGUGGAGCCAGUGGUGGCGCGUCAGGAGGAGCAGCGCCGGGUGUGAACGAUCCGGGUGGGUCAGAAGGGCGCAUGACCAAGGUGGAGCUGGGCUGGAGCUCGCUGCAGUUUUUCGACUUCGAACGUAAAAUGGUACAGGGCUCGUAUCUGCUGCCGAUGUGGCCCCCGACGACGGAUAAAUUCUUCGGACCGGCACCGUCCAAGGGCACGUACCCGAUCGGGGGCAGCUUCCCGAUACUGAGCAUCGAGAUACCGAGCUACGGUGGAGCGGUAGUGUUCCCCGAACCCAUACGCAACCUGCCCCCGGUGGUGCAGCUCGACUUUGCCAGCCUCGAUCGCAACCUGCAGCAGGAACUGAUCGAUACGGCCGAGCAGGGCUACUCGCCGGACAAGCUGGAGAAGCGCGAGGUGCUGUGGGAGAAGCGCCACUAUCUGCAUCGGUUCCCGCACGCCCUGCCGAAGAUACUGCACGCGGCCCACAGCUGGGACUAUGCCUGUCUGUCCGAUCUGCACGCGCUGAUCAAAUCCUGGACGGCGCUCAGUCCCGUGCAGGCGCUGGAGCUGCUGUUGCCGCGCUACCCGGACCUGGAGGUGCGCCGCCAGGCGGUGGAAUGGAUCGCCGCCAUGCCGAACGAUGAGUUCGUCGACUAUCUGCCCCAGCUGCUGCAGGCCCUCAAGCACGACACGUACGAAGGUUCGCCGCUAGCGAUGCUGCUGCUGCGCAAAUCGCUCGAAUCGCCCCGCAUCGCGCACCAUCUGUACUGGCUGUUGCUGCACAGCUUGCCGGGCGAAGCGCCCCAAAACAUGAUCGACGCACAGGAGACGGCCUGCGAUGCGGUGCUGAUGAAUCAGGCCCGCUACCAUCGGCGCAAUCAGCUGAUGCUGCGCGCGCUGCUAGCGAUCUGCGGCGAGAAGCUAACGGGCCGCUUCCUCUCCCAGAACAUGAUGUGCAAGCGGCUGGGCGAGGUGGCACAGAGCGUGAAGCUGGCGAAGGAUUCGCACCGGCUGCAGGUGCUGAAGCAGGGCCUGGAGUCGGUCAACCAGCUGCUGAUCGAUGGGCCGACCGUGCUGCCGCUCGAGCCGGGCGCCGAGGUGACGGGCGUGAUCGUGCGCAGCUGCAACUACUUCAACUCGAACACGCUGCCGCUGAAGAUCAACUUUGCCGGGCCGGACCGGGUAGUGGUGCCGGCCAUCUUCAAGGCCGGGGACGACCUGCAGCAGGACGCACUGACCAUCCAGAUGGUGCGCAUCAUGGACAAGAUGUGGUUGCGCGAGGGGCUCGACCUGAAGAUGGUCACGUUCAACUGUGUGCCGACCGCGUACAAGAAGGGCAUGAUCGAGCUGGUGUCCGAGUCGGAAACGCUGCGCAAGAUACAGGUCGAGUGGGGCGUGACCGGGUCGUUCAAGGACAAAUCGAUCGCGGAGUGGCUGGCGAAGCAGAACCCGAGCCAGCUCGAGUACCAGCGGGCGGUGGAGAACUUUACGCGCUCGUGCGCAGGGUACUCGGUCGCGACCUACAUACUCGGCAUUUGUGAUAGGCAUAACGAUAACAUUAUGCUCAAAACGUCCGGACAUUUGUUUCACAUCGAUUUCGGCAAGUUUCUCGGUGAUGCGCAGAUGUUCGGUAACUUUAAACGUGAUCGAACGCCAUUCGUGCUGACGUCCGACAUGGCGUAUGUGAUAAACGGUGGCGAUCGCCCAUCGGCCAAGUUCCACCAGUUCGUCGACCUGUGCUGCACCGCGUUCAACAUCGUCCGGCGGCACAGCGAUCUGCUGCUGCACAUGUUCGCGCUGAUGGCGACGUCCGGCAUACCGGGCGUCACGGUCGAGGCGGUCAACUACGUGCGCAACGCGCUGCUGCCCGGCCAGUCGAACCCGGAGGCGGCGGCCACGUUUGCGAAGAUGAUACACAUCUCGCUCAAGUCGUGGUUUACGCAGUUUAACUUCUUCCUGCACAACAUUGCGCAGAUGAAGUUUUCCGCCGAAUCGGGCGACGGCGAGCUGCUGAGCUUUAUACCGCGCGUUUACACGAUGGCCCAGGACGGACGAUUGAAGACGGUUUACGUGCACGGGUAUCAGAAGCGAUACGACCAGGAAAAGUAUUACACGUACAUUCUGCGGGUGGAGCGACAGCAUCAGCCGGACGCCGCCUAUCUAUUCCGCUCGUACAAAGAGUUUUGCGAGUUUCACCAGAAGCUCUGCAUGCACUUUCCGCUAGCCAAGCUGCAUAGCCUGCCCUCGGGCAUCCAUGUCGGGCGCUCGAACGUGAAGGUGGUCGCCGAACGUCGUCUUCCAGAGAUACGCCAGUUUCUCAUCUCGUUGUUCAACUCGGCGGAUGAAAUUGCACAUUCCGAUCUAGUUUACACCUUCUUCCAUCCGCUGUUGCGCGACCAGCAGGAAGCAGACAUCAGUUCGGCCAAGGUGAAAGGUAUACCGGCAGCGAUGGAGGACGGGCAGCCGCCCCAGGUCGGUGGAAAGAUCAAGAUUUCAAUGCAGUACCACCGGGACACGCUGAUCGUGAUGAUACACCAUGUGGUCGCGCUGCCCAACACGCCCGGUGGCCAGCCGCCCAACACGUACGUGAAGGUGUACCUUAAGCCGGACAGCUCCAAGGCGACCAAGCGCAAAACCAAAGUGGUGCGGAAGAACUGCAACCCUAGCUUUAUGGAAACGGUAAGCGGAACGUUGCCUGUCCAGCGUUAUGCAGCGAGAGUUCACCCACAAUCCCUUUUUAAUUUGCAGUUGGAAUAUCGGCUACCGCUCGAGUUUAUCCAGAAGAAGGUGCUGCAGGUGACGAUCUGGUCGCACGACUCGCUGCAGGAGAAUGCAUUCCUCGGUGGCAUUGAGCUGCCGCUUGCCGAAAUAGAUUUACGUCGCGAAACGAUACAGUGGCACCAGCUCGGGUACCUAACGCGGGUUUAAACAAACAAACAAAAAAGGGACCGGGUUCGUCGUCUCGCACUGGACCAAUGUAUCACGUAUCUAGGCGGGGGUUUCGUUUUUGCCCCCUCUUCCUUCGCACUAUCGUAUUGCUACUAUUGCUGUGCAUUUGAUUGUAAUUGCUCUUAUAUGUUUUGAUGUUGUGUUGAUGCUCAUUCGCUUAGCUUGUCACAGUAUACUCAAAAAAAGCCGGGAAAGAAAGGAGAGAAAGAGAGUAAGACUAGCGAGUCGGUAACCAGGGUUGUGAUAGCAAAUAUUAACGAGCUGUGUAGUGAGACACGACAAGGGUGAAUCAUUUGAUCGACACUCCAGCUGUAUUCUUGUUACUGGUUUAGCUUCUUGAAAGUAGGCGCCAUUACCACAACUUUACAAUCAUUUCACAAUUCGCCUUUAGAGAACAGCGCAAUGCAAUGCAAGCCUUUUCUUAUUAGAGUCUUAUCAACGCGUGAUCAGAAGCAAUAACUUUACUAAUUGUGUUUAAUUGUGUGCAUUUUUCGUCCAAAUCAAAUAGGACGAGCCUGUGUGUUAUACUGUGGGGUAGCGUUCGUUGCAAAACAAGAUAUACACGCGCGUCUAUGUAGUUUCGUGCUUUAUUUUUUGUUGCUGUGCUUGCAAUUUACCGCGCCUCGUUCACGUGUGCUCGGGCGUGGUGAUCCAUUAACAAGAGGAUAUUUUAUUUAUUAUUGUAUACUUGCACCUCGAACGAGCGAAACAUGGGCUCGAAACGAAACACUCGCACCGUGGGUGUGUGCGUGUGUCCGUGACCUGAUGUUGAAUUCGUAUCGAAGAAAGAAGAUAAAUGGAGAGAAAAUAUAUCUAUACUAAAUCGAAAA